Molecule: messenger RNA, 21070 nt
Organism: Xyrichtys novacula (pearly razorfish)
Lineage: Eukaryota; Metazoa; Chordata; Actinopteri; Labriformes; Labridae
Source: the annotation of a GenBank genome assembly
AUGACUACUAGAGAGAGUGUUGAGUUGAUGGAGACUCAGGAGGGAGGUCUGAAGGAGAAGCUACUUGGAGGCAAAGUCAACCAUGAAAACGAGGUUGAAGCAGAGGAUGAAAAAUCCCCUGGGGCUUACAACUGCAACAUCUGCGGACGCAGUUUCCCUUUCCUCAGCUCUUUGUCGCAGCAUAUGAGACGCCACACAGGUGCUCGUCCUUACAAAUGCCCCUACUGUGACCACAGAGCCUCUCAGAAGGGGAACCUUAAAGUCCACAUCCGAAGCCACAAGCUGGGCACAUUGUCCAGUCACCAUUCUAAUGAGGACGAAGAUGGCGGGGCUGAGGAGGAGGAGAUGAGUGUUUCAGAAGGUCUUGAUGGAGGUACAAGCCCCACUAAGAGCAGCUCAGCCUGUAACCGGAUGAUCAAUGGAGACAGUGGUGAAGAGAACCGAAGGAAAGUGCCGGGGAGGAGCAUGAAGAGAGAGAAGUCUGUUAAUGACCAAAGGCCUUUCUGUUGCCGUCUUUGUGGCUUUGAGGCUCUGCGAGAGGACCAGCUCCUCAGCCAUAUUGAGAAGGUCCAUAUAACAGCAGACGCAGAUGAGGAGACUAUUGUUAAAGAGGAGACUGUGACAGAAUCUGAAGCCCUCCAACCCCAAAACGAUGGGACCUUCCCCUGUGAGACCUGUGGCCAAGUCUUCACCCAGGCCUGGUUUCUAAAGUCACACAUGAAGAAACAUGCAGGGAUCUUGGACCACUGCUGUCGUAUCUGUGGGAGACGGUUCCGUGAAGCUUGGUUUCUCAAAUCACACAUGAAAACGCACAACACCAGAUCCAGGUCGCGGUCUAAAGCAGAUUCCGCUGAGAUUCCUGUGACCAUCAACGAUGUAGCCCAGGACCCUGACAUUGUUGCUUGCUCAAUUACAUCCACGUAUCAAGUGUGUUCUAAAUGUGGAAACCUGUUCCACAACAGGGAGAGCCUGAGGGUCCAUGAGAAAGUCCACAGUUUGAGCAAUGGCAGGAAAUCCCAAAGUGAAUGCAGACUUAGUGAUGAUGAGGACUCACCAGCUGCUAAAAGACGAUACCUUGAGUACCUAAACCUUAAGCCUGCCAUAAAGAGCUUGGACGAAGAGGAAGAGAGUGAGAGUAAGAUGUUGGGUCAAAGAAUCCCAGAGCUUGACCCAGUGUGUAGUUACCAAGCUUGGCAAUUAGCCACCAAAGGAAGGGUUGUGGAGCCAGUGGAGCCCAGUUACAAAGCCUCCUUUGGGGGUGGAAGCAUGGGCGAGGAGGCCCUCGCUGAAGCUGCUGUGGUUUUUGAGAAGGAGAGCAGUCGUUAUGUCCUGCAAAGUCAAGAGAAACGCGGCAGCUCAGGUCGACGUAGCAGCUCAGGUUUGGGAAGCCAUGCUUCAUCAGGGGACCGGACGCCAGAGAGCCUCAGUGACUCCGAGUACAGACCAGCUUCACGCCAAGACAGGAGGCGACCUUCUCAGUCACAAGCCUCCUCCAAAAACGAGUGCUUUGAGUGUGGGAAGGUGUUUCGUAGUCGCCACCAGAUGAUCGUCCAUCAGCGGGUCCACAGAAGGGAUGGAGGUCGAGCAUCUGUGGGAGACAAGGAAAGAUCUGCAAGAGAUGACAGAUGGGGCUCCACCAGCGAUCCAGACUCAGGUUCCCCCAGCAGGCCCUGCACUCCAGGGUAUGGAGACUCUCCACCAGCCUCCACGCUUGGAGACCAGGCCUCAGAGAUGGGUACAGCAAACUCUGGAGAGAUGACAGGUGAGUCUAAACCUCGAGCUCUGUCCUUGUUGGUAACCUAGAAGUGUUUCGAAUGUUCUUCUUUUUAAGUACUGCAAAGAUAGAGGUGCAUUACAUCUGUAUUCUUUCAAAUGGCCAGCAGGAGGAGACUCCUCUGGGUACAAUAAGAAGCCUCCAAUAUCAAUGGGGUCACUGUCAAAGCUUUAAACACUGUUGCCAUUAUCACUAUUGAUCGCUUAUUAAGUAACUUUGUAGGGAUUGGCAACAGAAAAUAAGAUCACUGGCUGUGUUGCUAUUUACCUGGAUUUCAGGAAAUGAUUUUGGCCACUUUCCCCUAUUAUCUCUUCUCUCCUGGCACCCAGAAGCCCAUCAGACUGCACUCCCAUCUUAAACCAGUAACUGUCACUGACUCGUUAGGCUAGCCUUAGAUGGAAAUUAAUGUUUCUGCUGUGAUGUAGAAUGUUAACAGGCAGGGGUGAAAUUUGUCAGACACAUCUCUGUGGACUGAUUUGAUAUGACGUGAGUGACUGGGUUGUCCCUGGCAUCACUAUUGAGAGUUAUUUGCUGAUUAUAUGAAGUUUUGACCAAUUGGAAUCAAGUAUUGAACAGAGCUGAAUAAAAGACCAACGUUUUUGAAUAAUCUUUUUUGAGCAGUUAAAAGACAAAUAGUCAGUGUUCUCCGUGUGUUUGUUUAAGAUACUGACUUGAGGCGGAUAACAGAUCUUUGGAAAUAACUUCAUAGUAUGGUAUUCAAGUAAGUGAAUGGUAUGUACUGAAGAUUAGCAAAACAAACAUGCUCUGUGGGUUUUUUUCAGUGACAGAAAUGACUGCGAGCCUUUUUAAGCCUCCCACUCGAGGCCUCUGACUCUGUCACUCUGUAGUAAACAUCUGUUGAUGAAAUGGGCUUUGUGUAGGUGCUGAACAUGAGAUUUCGUGGAGUGGAAACUAGAGCCCCCAUGUGGCAAAAUGACAAAAUUACACCCCUCUGAGGCUCUUUUAUAGAGAGCUGCUCAAAAUUACUAUCAAACAAUGUCAAUAAAAUUUAACAGCUGCUUGAAAUUCUGUUUACAGCGGGGCGGUUAUUUGGUGUCACAGAGCGGUAAAGCAAACUGUUAAGUGCAACCUUGUGACUUCAGUGGCAUGUCAGUGGAAAAGGGGGCAUUUUUGAAAUGCCUAUCAUUUUUUACCUCCACAACCAAUAAACACUGCAGAGCAAAAGGAGGAGACCUACCCAUGCAAGGGCAAAAACACCCAUAAUCAUGACUGGAAUAGGCUACAAGAGGAUUCCUGUGUUUGUGCUCCAGAGCUUUGCUGUCUUUAUAUUUUAUCCUACAAUCCCUCUGAAAACACUCUUCAUGCAGGUUAGGAUAGUAGACAGCAACGAGCCGCAGUGAUUGUUUCCAUUCCUCCAUGUUAGAAUAGAGAUUCAAAAAUAGCUGCAACAUUUCUUCAGGCCUGAUCGAGCUGUGAGCUAUUUCAGGUCUUCCUGUCUCAGGAAACUCCCCUCGCCCCCCUUAUCUGUGCGUGAAUAUGGUUUUUGCUCUCCCUUUUAUGUCUUUGUCAUAAAAUUCUGUAUCCGUAUUUCCUUGUUCCAUUUGUUGAGGUUGUCGCCCAUAAAACAAACGAUUAUUAGUCUGGGAUACAAUAGCAGCCAUGCUGUCUAACAGCUGAAGGUGAGUCUUACCUUCUUGUGCAGCUGGAAGUGUGCUCUGCGGUAAUCAGUCUCUCAUAAUGCACAGGCAUGGUGUCGGGUUUCAGGAAUUGCAGGUUGGAGACAAAAUUGGUCAAGGUCAACAAUGACGGCAAAUUUAUUGUAUAGAUUGAAGUCAAAACCUGCAGCUUUAACAGAUAUUGUUAAAUGUGAUAGCCUCUGUUGAUGCCCUUCAAAAACAUUUGAUUAAAUACAGUAUAGUUGUAUUGAGGCCAAGUUUAUUUCAAGAAUUUAUAACUUAAAAAAAGGGAAUAGAUCUUUUUCUCGUAAUGCAAAACCAUCUGCCUUUUCCUCUGUUUUUCCCUCGCCCCUCUUUAAAUCCCCUGUGACUCUUUCCUAAUCUCUAAUGUCACCUCCUGUGGCACCUGCACCGCCUCUCAUCCACUCUUCUUACCACUGAGCCAGCCAGGCUGCCCCAUGUCUGAGAGAUUGGAUAUUUAUAGAGUCACCUCCUGAUUGAGAAGGAUUCAGGCAACGAGGAAGAAGUCACUCAGAGGACAGUUUAGUCACAGAUGACACCCUGAUGUCCCUUACAGACAUUUAGAUGGAAAUGCAAAUGAAAAAUUUCAGUCCCAGUACCAACAUGUGCCAAUCUGAAAAACUUUUAGAGCAAUCAGUUACUGUAUAGGGUUGUUUCCCUCUAUGGAAAAUAGUUUGCAAGCAGAGCAUGGAAUCAAUUGAUUUCCACACAGCUGUGAUUGCUGAAUCUGCACUGUUCACGGCCAAAACUAUGUGCAUCUACUGGUGAGAGCUGACAUCCAUACUUUCUUUUGAUCAGCUCUGUGCCAGUGUGAAAUUCAGGCUAUAUUUGUAUAGUAGCCAUCAAGUCAAGGUUGUAUGAAUACUUUGAAUAAACUCCAGGGUACAUGCAUUGUACUCGUUGUUUACCUUUGCCAAGGACACUUUUUAUAUGGUUACAACAUCAGCCCUACAGCAAGAUCAUGAUUUUAAUGGCCGUAUCUCUGUCUUUGUGUUACUCUGUAUGCAUUUUUUGCAUCGCUUGAUUGAAAAAGCAAGAUUGCCCACAUUGUCUGAUUUAGUUAUGAACUCUGACUUUGGGUGAAGCUUUUAAAAUCCCAGUAUUGAAUUGCACCAUUUCUAAUUAAUUACGGAUAAACAAAGGACCAAUAUGGACCCGACAGAAAAGGACUCACAGUCCUAAACACCUUCUCUACUGAAGUGCCCAGCCCUGGAGCAUCACCUUGGCAGAUCCUGAGCUGUGUGUUGCCAACAGGAAGCCGAAUGAAAAACAGAUGGCAGGUAGCUGGUGUUAUUCUGAAAAAAAAAGAGGAGUAGUGGGAUAUGAUCUGUUGUGUCACCGCAGACUCCAUCCAGUGUGUGCAAAAUCAAAUAGUCUCUUUUACCUGAUUUCUUCAAAUUUACAGGUGGAAACACUUGUAAUGCCUUUAAACACUCUUGAUAUUACUAAUUUGAUCAGUGUCUUUUCUUGUUCAGUAAUGCUCCUGAAAAUAAGCUCUGAAAAAAAACGAGUCUCUCAGGUGUUGCCAUGCCAAGGACCCCCAUGUAGCAGUAGCCUGUAGCUCCCCUUAUUACAAAAUUUCUUCUAUUCCAUGGAGCACAAGCCCAGAAACUCUAAAACAAUCUCCCUUUUUAAUCAAUGAAUUUGAAAAUAUAGUUUAAAUUUAUGUCUCGCAAGGUCUUUUUCAAAUUCUUCUCAAAAAACAUUUAUGCCCAUCACAGCUAUUCUUACCUGAUAUAACAAAGCCAUUCUUUAUGUAUGCUGGCUCAUACUGACUUACAGAUGGUGUUCUGUGGUCAGGGCUCUUUUGCUACUGUUUAGUCUGGUCACCUGGUGGUCUUUUCCCUUUUAGAGAUCUUUCCAUUUCCAGAAUUUUUAGGAAGCAAGUGUCCGGCAAAACAGCGACUCUCUGACCCAUCGGUGUCACUGAUAGCAGUUUCUUAACUCUGAUUGGCGAGCGUAGUGUGUGGUAUUUAUUAACAAUAAAAAGGAUGCAGAAUAUCAGUAUGUGGGGAUUAAUAACAAGCUGUUUUUAUUUAUCAGCAAAAGCAUGAACAGAAUAUUGUAUAUGCUUCCUUGACAAAUGGCCCACACGUCCAAUUACUCAGACACUUGAAUGAGUCAUUUGCAGGGUCUUUCUCUAUAGAAAUACACUACUCUUUGUUUGCAGUAUGACUGUCAUACAUGUCUUUAUGCAGACUAAUUACAGUCUUUGUGUCUACUCAGUUCUAGUUUGUAGAAGUGCACUCAUUCAGUACAUAGAAUCUUUUUUCUUAUUGUCAAUAACAAUAAAGCACUAUGUACAACAUAACUUUGGUCUGUAUCUAGUAUAUUUCUGGAUGCUUCUCCAACUAAAAUCAGUCCAGGGUCCAUGGGAACAGGAGCUUUCAGUAUUUUUUUUUUCACUCAGUCCUCAUUUAUCUCUCACUGAAAUCCCCGCAGCACUGGACAGUACCAUAAAUAUGAGAAUGGCCACCUAUCAUGUUGGGUUUUAUUUUUGUUAUGUUUGCCUCUUUUUUCUCUUCAAGUUUCAGCAACACCCCCUUACACCCCCCUGGUUGCCCCCAAGGGAGGUCAGGACCACUGCUUAAAAAAAACACUGCUCUGAAAGAUAUUGAAUUUUCCCAGAAACAAAUCGUUGUAUUCACUUUAUGGACAGGUCACAAGCGCCAUCUUGUGGGGAAAAUCUAAAACUGCACUCUGUGAAUCAACCGUAACAGUCACUGAAUUUGCAGCAGCAGUUUGAUAAAGUUACAGUUCUCAAGCCAUAUGGUUUUUAACCACCUUUAUAGGACCUGCACAACAUGAAACCCCGAAUCUGUUAUUAAUGUGUUUAUAAAAUUGUGCAGUUAUUUAUUUUGAUGAUCUUAUUAAGUGGUUUAUUGGAAUUUAAAAAAGUGAUCUGAUAGUAAAAAGUUGAAAAACACUAUGUGAAAAUAAAUGUGAGUUAUGACAUGAUCAUCAUAUAGAUGUGUCAUCUGUUACAGGUCACUGUAACUGUGCAGAGUCCUCAAACAGAAUCUUAUGGUCCUAUCAUAUAAGAGUUAUUGUUUUUACAUGGUCAGUGUGUUUUUGUCUUUGUAGAGGAUAUUUUAAUUUAUCACAGUAAAGGUUUACAGAUAGAAGGAAAGAAGCCCUUAGUGCAAACUUUUCAAUAGUGCCAUCUAGUGGCUGAUCAUCCAAACGACACCUGGCUGAAACAAUGUGACUCUGGCUUGAAUGGUUUCCUGAGCAGCCCCUGAUCUAUACGUUGUCUUUCUUCCUCCCCACAGAUGAAAAGCCGUACAUCCGCAGCCUUACUGACUUUGUCACCACGGACCUGCAGACCUAUUCUUCUCAUGUUCGUGUCAAAUCCUCUGAAGAAAGACCCAGCCCCAUCCCCAGCCCCAGCUCGUGCUCAGACAGAGGCACCCCCAGUGGUUACCCCAAGCUGAAGAACGCUCUCCUUCAGGAAAUUAACAGCUCAGCCUCGCCUUCUAGUUACCGUUCAGCUCGAUCUUCUCCGCUGGAUCCCAGCCUAACCCCUGUGGAUCUCUGUGUGAGGGCCGAGGGCUGUCGGGGCAUCUCCUCCCUGAACCUGGACAGGAAGAACCUGCCCAGCCACAAGUGCUCCUUCUGCUCCCACUCCACCCGCUACCCUGAGGUGCUGUGGAUGCACCAAACUGUGGCUCACCGCAUCAACAGCAGUAGCUCCAAUCUUGCUCCGAAAUGGGCCUUGAGGAAUAGCACCAAGAGCUCAAGGGAGAAUUCAUCAUCUUCCAAGAGACGCACUGGUCCUCCUCCAGUCCUGGAAGGCAAAGAGUGUCCACCACUUCCUCCACUGAUGAGCACCCAACGCACCCGGCCCCCAAACUUCUCCAGUGAGGUUAUAAAGAAGAGCAAGCCUCAAAGUCAAGCAGCCACGCCAUCAUCGUCAGCAGCCUCCUCCUCCUCCUCCUCACUUUCCAGGGGCUCCUCAUCCACUUUGGGCACCCAAGCUGGGAGAGUCCCUGUUCAAUCAGGUACCAGCUCCAGCAGACACACUGAAGACCAGAGUCACCAGUCCCGCUUCAGACCUAAAGUUGAUAUUUACCCCCAUGCGAGCUCAUCCUCUUCACCCAGCUCCUUGGAGAAGAGCACCAGAGUCCUCUCACGUUCCUCAGCCCCGAGUCCCAGCUCCGCUCCUCCAUCCCGAGUCUCUGACCGCUACAUGAUGCCUCAGGAGGGCCUGGGCUUCAUGCUGACCAGCAAACAUGGCCUGGCAGAGUACAGCCGAGCCAGGGGUUCCCCUCAUCAGCUUCCACCCAAGGCUCACCACAGCCAGGGACGGGCCAAUACCACGAGGCCCAGCACCAUCACCCAUAGUUCUGCAGCUGGACGCAACUACGGGACCUGUCAGGCCUACGGAGGCAGUCCACAGAAUCUUCCCUCCUCAUCCUCAUCCUCUUCCUCCUCCUCCUCCUCUUCUUUGCCUUCUCAAGCACGUGGGGAUGUAAAACAGGAGCUAAUGGCUGAGACACCAGAGAUGCCAGCUGACAUCCUGAGCUUCCUCAAGAACUACAGUCCCCAUGAGCUGGCUGCCCUCUACCACCGCUGGGGAGCAGCCAACGCCCUCCUGGAUCCAACUGGUGAGUUACAGCUUUCUUUAAUCGUCACUAUAGAUUCAUAUAUUAACAAGAUAUGCUCUGACAAGAAGACAAGGCCAUCAGUGACAGGAAUGACAUUUAUUAUAAGGUUAUUUAAGCGCCUGUUACUGCUGUGAGAGGGUUAGGUGUCCAAUAAGACAAUUUGCAGCUCUGUGCAGGAACAGCUUCAUUUGAUCCUGUUUGAAAGCAAACAUUCACAUUUCCCUGUUUAAAGGCAUCUUUGGUCAAAAAACACUACUUGCCAUGUGUAGAAAGAAACCAGUGAGGAUGUGCGAGGUUCAUUCUCUGACACGAACAGAAAAGUUCCUGACAGGAGCUUUAAUGUCAAGUCUACCAGAGACCACCUGAGCUGCUGCAGAAUCAUAACCAAGGCUGGGUUAUAUUGAAAUGUAUGACACGAAGAAGAACUAUGAGAGAUCAGAUCAAGACCACACACACACACACACACACACACUAGGACUGCACAAUUAAUCGAUUUUGAAUCGUAAUCUGAUUAUUUGAUGAUAUUUAUUUGACGAUGUUAAAAAAAUUUAAAUAGUCAAAUCAUCUGUCUCGCACCUCCAGGCCACCGUAGACUCCCCCUUCCUGCGGGAGGGCACCCCAGUUCCCACACACACCAGUGUGAACAAACAUGGCGAUAAUUUCGUGGCUAAUUAGGGCAAGAGUAAGUCAGGCAUGUGGAAUUGGUACGGCUUUGCAGUUUUGGUUAAGGACCAAACUACUCCCUGCUGCAAAAGUCUGUCUGAAGGUGGUAUCAACCCGUCCACACGGAAACGAAUUCAAGAGUAAACGCAAAAGUUUUUUGUCGUAUUGGCAUUUUAUCUACAGGAAAACAGAGUUUCGGCUGACUGUAAACUGUACUUUUCAUGAUACUUAGAUCUGUGACUGUAAACAAAAAUAUUUUAUUGGAGUUUACAGUAUAUCUUGGUAAAUCUAUAUGUUCUCACUUCAUUUUUUGAGCUUUUAAAAUUAGAAUACUGGAUAAAGCAAUACAACAGGAUAAGUAGAGACAGAAAAGGUGGACAAAAUGUGCUCCUUUAAAUACUUAAUGCCCCCCUCACAUCAAAGCACUAACCCAGUUUAGCAACCCUCGUCCAAAAAGUCUGGACACACCCUGCUUGCAGACAACAGGCACUCCUUGCAUCAACCCUUAAGGAUCCACAUUACCUAAGAAGAAAGAAAACAGAACAUUGUUUCUCAUAAUAACUGUAUAAUGUACAGUAUUCAUGUAUGUUCUGUGUAGAUUUGAAUGCAGUCUUAUUAACUAAAUCACUGUCAAUCAAUCUUUUUCUAUUUUCACAUUUACUAUUUUUUACUUGAACCAAACAGAAAUAUUACUUUUGCUCUAAGUCAUUAUUAUUAGAGCAGGAGAAGCUCAUGAAAGAAACUCACCCAAGUUCAUCAUAGUGUGUAUUUGGUCAGCAUGUGGCAUGAAACUGUAAUUUAGCCCACUCACAUCACUCUCUGCUGUGACGCAUUGGCUCUCUCCCCCCUUGGUGUGGGACUAACACCUGAGAAGAAGUGUUCUUCAGACAGGUCUAACACCACUCUUGAGAUCCACAUCACCAUCUAUAAGUAGUGAAAGACUCUGCUCAUCAUCAGCUCACAUACGCCAAAACGCCCUGAGGAGCUUUACUUUGGAGAAAAUGCCAAAUGUCAAGAGUCGAAGAGGAAUGUUUUCCAAUGACUGAACGUUUUGGUUGGCUGUUUGGAGCAGAAUUAACUAAAUUUGACAAAAGACAAAGCUACAAGACUCUGAAGGAUCCGGGCUUUACAUACGAGCAAUACUCAAUCAUUGAUAGAUACUUACCCCCUGAAUACACACUGUCUGUGUCUCAGACGAAUUCACCAUCUGGCAGAAAGUGAUUGACAGACACAUUAACUGCUCAGUUCUGACGGGGCAUUAAAUAAUGAAGAGAAGAUCCAUUAAACGCACAUGCGUGCCCGCAUGUUUGUGAGGUAAAAUAAAAGGCUGUAUCUGGGGCAGAGUGUGUGUGUGUGUAUGUGCGCCUGUGCAUGUGUGCCCGUAUGUGCUUGUUUUUUUUUUUUAGAUGGAAGUGUGCGCUUGUGUGUGUCUGUGUGUGUGUGUAUCUUUUUUUUUUUUUUAACUUUGAAAGACGUGAGAGAACCUUUGCUUCUCUCAGGUCUGCGAGGCAUGCCUAGUCUCCAGCUCCACUCUCCCAGAAAGCUGUCACAAACUGUUUAGGUCACGGCUCUGCCUGACGAGAGACUCGCACAGAUGCGAAUAGAGGGAGGCAAAACGGAGAGAAAGAGAGAGAGAGAGAGAGUGAGGGAGAGAGAGGGAACAUGUGAGGCAAAGAGAAAGAUGAGACAGAAUAAUUACCCCACCAGCUGCUUUGGAAAUGGUCAUUACUGAACAUCCACAUUAUUUGCCCAUUUUUCAGUUGUGUCUCUAAGGUCAAGUGGGGCUGUAUGGAGCCAGAGGUCAGAGACAACAGCCCCAGAGCGGACGCAUGACAUCGCUGUCACCCGUCCAGGCACAUAUCGUCACCCUGCGCCUUAGCCCUUUGAGUCACAUGCUAUAAAGUGACCUUUUUUGAGCAAACUGAGUCUUUCUCCCAUUUCUCUCUGUAAUAAUUGUAUGAGUGUGUGUGUCUGCUUGUGUUUUCUGUCCAGCUCUGUCUUGUCUUUCAUUAGUGCAUCAGUGAGAAGGGCUGGCUGCCCAAAGUACAAGUCCAGUAUCCAGAGGCCAGCAGUCCGGCUGCCAAAGACACUCUCAGUCACCUCCUCUGCCUCCCCGUCCUCCUCCUUGUCCAGCUAACCCCCCACCCCCCUCACCCCGUGCACCGUAAACAUACACAAACAUAAACACACACAUACACACAUCAUGCACUACCCAGGUACAUACCAGCCUCAGUGCUUUGGGGGGGUGUAAUACACGUUCCCCUCACCAAAAGCACCGCUGCAUCCUCAGGCCCUGUUAUCUGUCAGUAUGGGAGGUCACAGAAGUGCAUGUGUGUGUGUUUAUGCACAUUAGUUUGUGUGUUUAUUUAACAUUCACUGUGUCAUCAUAAAGACCCAACCCCUUUGUAAACCCCUCUGGUUGCUUUCCCUGUGGCUUUAGCUGUAUAUUCAGAUUUACACUUGAACUGGGUUUUUUUUACCUCUUAUGGUAACAACAGGUUUCAUAAUGUUUAAAGACAUUGGACUGUUUUGGUUUGCAUUCAGUUGUCUUUGCCUUACAUAGUUGGGCUUCAUGCCCCCUUAAGAACAACCAUUUCAACUGGUGUGUAGGAGAAACUUCUAGGAAAUGAGCACUAUGCUAUACACUAGUGCCAUCAGUACAGAAUAGAAUAUAAGUAUUGUAUCACAUAAUGCUAUUUUACCCAGAGAACGGCCUUUUAGAAAGCAAGCCGCGACUUUCGUCUGCAGUGCACCACUUUAUAAUGCCUUUGUUCUCUAUUGGGUCAUAAUAUCACACUAAAAGAAAACCAGGAUAGACUAUUAAGAAAAUAAACCCUUUGAGGUGCUGGUUUGACCAAAACCACGCUCCGAUGUAAGACUACAGGUCACGAGUGUUGGUCACUGUAGCGAGUUAUGGUGAGUUGGUUCAAAGCGGUGAACCCAUCCUUGUAACUGUCAAGCCUGUAAUAGGCUGUGCUCACAAUGCUGCUAACUUUCAGGAUGGCAUUUACAGCCAGCACAAUGAGGAGCUACACAUCUGCAUAAAACCUGAACAUUCCUGAACCCAAUAGAUAUCUCCAUGCCAGGACAGUCCCAGCCUUCGUUCUUCUUGAAGCCCCUCAAAUAUAGACACACCUUACAUACCUAUGGGGCAAAUAUAACAGAUCUGAAGGUACUUUGUUGAUGGCACUAUUAAAAACACCUCAUCAGGGCUAAAGAAUUCUUAUUAACUGUUUUAAGAUUUGCCAGGUUUCAUGAGGCUGGAUAGAAAAAAAAUGCUUUCAGUGAUAAAUAAAAAAAUAAAUAAAAAUAAAAAUAAAUAAAUAAAAUAAAAUAAAUAAAAUUGUCAGAAAAACAGAAAGAGGGGGAAAAAUAUUUGUACAAAAAAACAGAAGAAAAAAGAAGUCAGAAAAACAGAAAGAGUUAAAAAAUAGUCCAGAAAACAGCAAAGAAAAAACAAAAACAAAAACAAAAGAAAAAGUGUCCUUUUUUUGGGUAAGUGAAUGCAAUACGCUUCCAUAGUGAUAACAUAGUUUGAUGUCAAAAAUUAUUUGUGUAUUAUUAUUAAUAAUUAUUUGUAUUGAAUCCAAGAUGUUGAAAAGGGCUGUUUAGAUACGUGUUGAAAUUUUGCAUUCCAAUAUAACAACAGCUGUGUAUGCCAAGGAUUCCUUUGACCAGAUUAUUUAUUGUUGUUUAUUUUAUUGUGGCUAAGGUGCAUACAGAGCAGGAAAUGUAAUAAGUUAUUUUUAGCCAAAAUAUGAACCAAAUCUAUCCUUAAAAAUUCAACACCUGCUGGUGAACUGACCUGGAUGAUUUACCGGAUUUGUUGAAAAAGAAUUAAACUCAUUUGUUCUCCUGACAUAUUUUUUUAUUGGAGCAAGAGAUGUAUCGUUUUAUGAGUUGUAUAAUGAUUUAAUAUCUGUGAAGUACAAUAAAACGAUACAAAUUUUCAACAAGUGUUUUCCAAGCCGGGUGAUUAAAAUGAUGUAACUCAAAGAUUUCAUUAAUACUGACAGGGCGUGGAUGGUUUAAUCUUCACCCACCUCCACUAACAAAGUGACAGAGUGAAAAACAGCCCUGAUUCCUCUUGUAGUUGUGUCAGAUGACAGAAUUUAUUAGUUUUGAAGUCAUCAAAAUUCAACAAGUUUCUGUUUUUCCAUGGUGACCCAUUAGCAUGUAAAGAUGUCUUGUGCAUAUUAAUAAGUGUUGUUGUGUCAUAGUGUUUUUGUGAGCGCGCGUGUGUGUGUGCAUGUGUGUGAAAAAGUAGCCAGUGUGUCCCUCCAGCCUAUGCCUCACUUACCUCCCUUGGACCAAACACACAUAUACAACUCUUGAAAUACACACACACACACAUGGAAGCACACACCUGACAUGUGACACACGGGCAGCGGAGCGGGCACAUCACAGCCGGGGCGUUUUAAUUGCCUGUAAUUUAUGCGGUGUGUGUGUGUGUGUGUGUGUGUGUGUGCUGUGCGUGUGUCUGGCUGUCAGCCUCUGAGAUGAUGCUGUGUGACAGCUGCAGUCCAGCCCCUGGAGCUAGCCGCUCAUAAUGACACAUUAGACAUACUAAUGAUGCCUGAGCGAGUCCACUACUGACGCUACCUACCUCCACUGCUCCAGCCGGCCUCUGUGCUUCUGUACACCCACUCACUCUCUGCCCAUUACUGACCUUUACGUCUUCAUUCAAUCUCUGCAAACACGAAAAUGUCUUCUGACUGGGAAUAAACUGAUGCUGAUGUUCACCUUUUCAAAUACUCGUCUCUGAAAAAGUCACAUGUGAGAUCUGGCAUGGAAGUUUAAAGCAUAUGUGAUUUAAGGACAUGUUGGCCUUUGUAUGUGAGCCUAUAACUUUAUAAAAAAAAAGUCUGUGAAGUUUUGAAUUCUGAAUUUACCUUUCUGAGUGUAAAGAUUUGUCCUUUUUUGGUGCAGACAGUGUCAAUGUUUUUGAAGGAACUUUCAUCAAGAAAGUGGCCAUGGUUGAGAUCAGCUCUGCUAAAAUCAAACAGCACCUUUAUAGUUUAGCCUAUGUGUCUCCUGGGUAACCCCAGUAAGUGUUCGGUGGUGAACUUUAGUAGUAGUGUAAUGAAUGUUUCUCUUUCCUGUUUGUGCACGUUCAGGGAUGCUGAGGUCUCUCAUGCGGCAAGGACAGUACUUCUGCCAGGAGUGCGGGAAGAGUUUCAGUCAGCCGAGCCACCUGCGCACUCAUAUGAGAUCCCAUACAGGUAAAUACAGCCGGAACAUACACACACUUACAAAUAUGUAGGUUGCAGACAUGCUCACAUUUUAAGUCCUUGAGCAAAAAAAAGGUUAAGCAUGAUGAAAACCAUUCAAAGUGAAUCCUACCAGUUUAUACCUCAGUAAAGUUUAUACCUCCUACACUUUUGUGUAACACGAUGAACACAGUAGAUUCAAAAAUUAGCCACAACACAAAAUAAUACAUGUAUCACAGAUCCUAACCUGACAAAACAAUCAGCAUUAAGCUAUGGUAUUACACCAGUGGUUCUCAAGUCCAGUCCUCUAGGCCCACUGUCCUGCAUGUUUUGGAUGUUUUCCUGCUCAAACACACCUGAUUCAAAUGAUCAGCUCGUUAUUAAGCCAUUACAGAUCUUGAUAACGAGCUGAUCAUUUGAAUCAGGUGUGUUGGUGCAGGAAAACAUCCAAAACAUGCAGGACGGGGGGGCACGAGGACUGGACUUGAGAACCACUGUAUUACACUAAUAAGUUAAUAUUCAAUUUAAAGCUCCAGUGAGGGAUUUUUUUUUGACAGUUACAAAACAGACUAAAAUUAAGUGUUUUCUUUUGACAACUUACAAAAGUAAAAAAAGCCCAUCCACAUACAGAUGAACUAUCUCUAUACAGUUCAUUUUACUGUCUGAAACAGCUGGCAGGAGUAGGUGUCAGUCAAAGAGUUUUAGUGCCCAAAGUAGAAAUAACCUUUGUGAAUAUUAAUUACAGCAAAUGAGUAUCAGGUAGUGUUAAAAUGAGUGAAAUGAGAUUUUUUCGUAAAAGUAGAGGUUAGAUGAUUCACACAUGUGCAAGAUGCAGUCAAUAGAGCUACUCGCCAGACAUGGAGUAGCUAAAGCUUAAAUGAUAACUGCAUAAAAAUGACCAGUCCUGUUACUUGUGGUUUUAUUUGCUGAUAUACAGUAUAUCAUAUAAAUGCACAAUGAUGAAUUUUUAGCCCAUUUCAUGAAUGUGAAUAAAAAUCUCCAAAACUAACCCAUAUUAUGUAUAUUCUCUUAUAAAGUCAUUCACAUACAAAGGAAGGAGUGUGUUCCACUGAAACUGUAAUAUAGUUUGGGAUUCAGUACCUUUUAUUUUUUAACUGGACUCAUUUUACUCAUUUUUUGAUUUUGAGAUACAAAAUCUGAAAACUUUCAACAAUAAAGUCCCAGCCAAGACAACUGCAACAAAGUUUCACACCAUGAGGAACAACAGACUGUACCAAGCAACACUACAAAUACAUAUGAUAUGAACUCAGAAAAGGCAAAAUGAUUUACCACCACUGAGCAAAUCAAAUCAAAUGCAAUAAAUAAAUAAAAAAGACCCUGUUGUUAAAUUAGGCAGAUUAACUACUUUUCUGAGACAAGACACAGUGGUACACUCUGUGUCAGGAAAUAUGUGUUUUAUUUAUACUAAAAGAAUAAUAAGUCAAGCUAUAUGUCCAUCAUUAUGUAGUUAACAAGCAGUUCUCUUACGGUUUAUGAACCAUGAAGGUGAUGCAUAUGAUCGAUGUUUGCCUGAACCUCGGCCUUCAGGAGCCUGAACAUAGAUUUUUUUUAAUGUAGUAUAAGUAAUUGAAGUUAAAAACAAUGAUUAAAAUGGGUUUGAAAUGAAAAAUGAUAGGUGAUCAUGUUGCAGGAGUGGGUGUGACAGAGCGAGAUCAUUUAGUUUUCCUAAGAAGACAUUUUAGUGAUAUGUCAGAAAAGUUGAAAACCUCAUUAGCUACUUUUUAUUCAUGUAAAACGAGAUGUUCCCUCUUUUUUAACCACUCCUUCAACAGUCACCCAUCCCCCUGCCACCUGCGCGCACACAUCAUCAUCCUCGCAGCUAUUUAUUCACCCAGAAACACUCGCAUGAGAUAUAGAGAAUAAAUGCAUGGGGAUUCACAUUCUCAACAUAUUUCAUCGUCUGACUCUCCCAAAUAAAUCACAACAGAUCUUUUGGUUCAGCUGAGUGUGACAGGCGGUCUGUGAGUCGUCCCCGCCCUGGGCUGGGCAGCUGUCUCUAUUUUUUAAACUGAAACAUGAUUUGCUCCGGAUACUGACCUGUGACAAAUUGUAUACAUUAUUAAUCACAUGUCAAUUAGAGAGAUGGAAUUGUGCAUUCUAAUGAGACAGAGCAGCAUUUGUCCACGCCAACCCUGUGAGGACAUUUGCAUGUGUCCUGAUGCCAUUCACUGAACAGCCUGAUGUAGACAUACCUCCACCUCACUCCUCCACUUUCUGCAUAUCUCUCUCUUUUUACUCUUUCUUGAUGGCUAAAUCUCUUUAUUGCCCUCACUUGCAGCCUUUUCCUUUCUUUUUUUUUCCUCUAUUUUGCUCUCUUUCUUUUCACUUCUACUCGUUCCCUACUUUACCUCAGCUUUCUUUUUUCUUUUCCCCCUUACUUUUCCUCUGAUGUGUCCUCUCUCCUUGGCUCUUUUAUAUCCCCCCCCCUUCAGUUUCUUGAUUCGGACUCUUUGGUCCGUCCUUUUCCUAUAUCACUUCCUCAGGUCUUAUAUACUUUCCUUCUCUACCUUUUUUCUGUCCUUUCUUGCUCUCCUAUCUUGAGGCUCUUCCUAUCUGCUGUCCUUUCAUUUAUUUAGAUUUCUCUCAUUUGACUUUACGUUCUCUUCAAUUCCUCUUUGGUUUCCUUAAUUUCUGUCUUUCAUGCUUUUCUCAUCUUUUUUCCCUCUCUUCUCCUCAAUUUAACCCUUCCUAUUCCUCAUUUCUCCUUUCCUUUUUUAUACUUUUCUUGUUUCCUCAACCUCUUCCAUAACUUUCCAUUACACCUGUGUGUUGUCAUCUUUUAUCUCCUCUUCUCUACCCUUCUUUCCUCACCUUUUAUACCCCCUCCUCUUCUCAUCUACUUUCUCUUACCUUUCUUAUUCCCUCUCAUCCCGCCUUACCUCUCUCUCUCUCUCUCUCUUUGCUUUCUUUUCUGUCUUUCUCCUUCUUCCUCCUCUCCUGUCCUGUCAUGUCCAUCACCCAUGCUGGCAGUGAUCACAGCCGACAGUGUGAUAAGUAGCUUCUUUAUGGAGAGUGUGAAUGAUAUGUGGCACGGCCAGUGAUUCCAAGUGACAGAGGCCAAAUGGUAAGUGAUGCAGAGCUCAGCUUUCCCCGGGGCCGUAUUGUAAACACACACACUGCAUUAACAAACACACACACACGCACACACACACACACACACAGCCAUGCGCAGGGUCUGUAAACACUUGCCGAGGCUGUAAUUAAUGUUGUCACCGACGCUUGUCUUCAGCAUGGACGUGCACACGCAGAAAAGGCCAGCCACCCCGAGGCCUCUAUUAACAUGCGUCAUAUUAAAUCACUGACUCUCCUCCACCAGGUUCCAUCACCAUCAUCAUCAUCAGCAUCAUCAUCACUGCCAGCUCCCCUCGAUUAGCAAGGGUGCUGGUGGCAAACACUGCUGUGUUCUGGGGCUGGUGGAAUUAAAAAAAAAAAAUGCUUGGUAGCGCUUUUAACCGAAUGCCCUCCUCCCCUUCCUUCCUCCUCCUCCUCCUCCUCUUCCACCUCCUUUUCCUUCCCUCCCCCCCCUUCCAUCCUCCUUCUCCCCUCACAGUUGGGUUUGAUUUUAACGGACUCCACAGAGGUACUGACGCUCACACCACCGCUACUGAAGCUCCCAAACAAGUAUGUGGCACGAUGGCUAACACCGGGCUCCUUCAUCGCUUUAGCAUGUUCCUCCUCCUUUAUUUUUGUUGUUGUUGUGUCACCUCCGCAUGUUGUGUGUGUGUCUGUGUCAACCCGGCCUUCGCAUCCUUUUGUCAGUGUUUUUUAUUAUUAUUUGUAAGAGUCAUGUGGCACCCUCUGCACCUGUAUUAACACCUGGCAGUCUGGCAUGCAGCUGGAUGAUGACGAGUGUCAAAAGUACAAACACAUUGAAACACUCCAUUUUUUUUUUUUUUACACCAAGCCUUUUAAGCAUAUUUUAAUCAAACUUUAAGCAUUGAUGUGUUUUCUAAUUUCAAACUCAUAUUACUGCCAUUUUCCCUGGAUAUCACCCAGAGUGAAAAGCUCAAAUUAUGUCAUAAUUUUACUAGGGCUGGUACUCGAUUAAAAAAUUUGUCCCAUUAAUCAGAGGCUUUGUAAUUAGAUUAAUCGCAAUUAAUCGCAUUUUAAUCGCAUAUGAAUAUUUGACCUGAGAACAGUGAGAAUCAUUUUUUUAACAGUGUACAAGUGAAUCAAUGAAUAGUGAACUGAAUGAAUACAUACGCUUAAGCAAUCAAGACCUUAUUUUUUUCAAGGUGAUACUUAACCAAGACCAACAGAUCAGUGAUUUUUUUAUGCCAGUCGAGUGAUACCCAGUGAGCCAGAGUUUGUUAAUUUUCUUGAUGUGGACUUACUCAUCUUAGCUCUGGGUGAGCGUGGGUUGGGUGUGGGUCGCUGUACUCGAGGUCAGACUAACAUUAGCUUCCACGCUAGCUGCAGCAUGUUUAGCAUUCAGGUGAUACCAGAGGCUUGACGUGCUGCGGUGAUAUGCAAAUUAGUUUUUGCAUAGUUUGCACAAGACUAUAUAUAUAUAUAUUUUUUUUAUCCAGGCUUCCAUCCAUCUUUUUUUAAAACAAAAAUGCCCAUCCAUGCCGGAGCCAAUCAAAGCACAUUCAUCCGCCCCUGAUUAUUUUGACUUUUUGCAAUUUUUUAUAGCAAAGACGUUAUUGUCCGUCUUCUAACAUAACUUAAACGUUCACAAAUAUUUAACGUUUUAAUAUGGUGUGAUGUCCCUUCAGGUCUGAACUGUUUCAUUAUCAGUUAACUUUACAGGUUUUUCAUCAAUUCAAAUUCAAAACACGAUAAUGACGAUAAUGAAUGAACCUGGAGACACUGAAGCAACAUUUUAGCGUCUCACCUUCAGCAUUAAAUUAGAGGAAAAUGACUGCUAUGUCAAUCUGGUCAGCUGUCUAAAAGCUCUUCCACCCCUCACAGAUACAUAUAAAGAUCACUUUGAUGAACAACAUGAAAUUAACAUCAAGAUAUCACUGCGUCACUGCAUCUCCUCAUAACAUCCAUGCAUUUGAGCGCACCUUUACUUUCUUUAUUACUUCCCUUUUGAAGUGUGGCACUUCUCAGUUGCUCUCUCAGUUGUACAAAACUUAACCCCUGUUAUCUUUGCACAAUACAAUAGAGCAAACUUCAGCAGGAGUUCUCCUGUAUGACAGCAGAAAGUUAGUAUUUGUUCAGUGGUUGCACAGAGGACUGUAAUAUUCUUCAGUAGUGGUUCUAGUAAACUAUAAACUGAAGUCAUUUUCCUCCCUCUAAAAUACCUGUUGAUGGCAUUUUGUUGUUGAGGCAAUUAGUGAAACAACCUUGUAAGUGGAUUAGCUAAUCAUGAAGCCGCAUUAAAUCAUGAUGGUCUAUUUCGGGGUAGCAAACAAAACAAAAACAUAAGGAACAUGCAUGGUUGAUAAAUAUGUAUUAAACAAAGCUUUUGACUAAUUACUGUAACUAACACGGUGGAAAAAUGCUCAUCAAUCCAUCAGUUUAAUUCCAAAGAUAAAUUUUUAGAUGGAAUAACAGCUCAAUAUCUAAAGUUUACAAAUACAAUCCCUCGUAGUUUGUUGAAUGACAUUUCAGGUUUUCAUUGAGUCACAGAGACGAGCACUGAGGCAGAGGAGACAGAAGAGUAAAUCAGUUCUGCUCUGACAUUCGGAGAGCGCCGGUUUCCACACGCCGCGCCUCCAUCUUAAUUAAUCACACACAUCACACACUCACGCACCCACAUGGACUCAGAUUUACCGCACGCCAUGAAUGAUGGGAGCAGGCGCUGCGGAGGGGUCCAAUUAGAUGUAGUGUUGACGCUGCUUUACGGUGACGAUAACCUUUAGUAUAAUGUAGUGCACCGGUUCCGUCAGCGAUGUUUCCUCGCAGGACGAUGUCGUGGAGGUUCCUGCUUUCCUCUCACGUCUCACCCUCACCGUCUCUCCAGCUGUUUUUUUUUUUCUUUUUUUUUUAGAUUUUGGUGUGAUUAAUUAUCCCUUUUUUGUUUUUAUCUCUCUCUCUCUUUCUCCCCCUCCUUUCUUCCUCUCUGUUGUGUUUCUGAUGAUGUAUGAUAACAGCUAUAUUUCCUUGUUUCUUCUUCAGGGAGAAGGGUGCGGGAAGGGGGCAGGGAGAGUCAUUUGUUUUCCCGCUUUGAUACUCUUCCAUUUAUCAAAAUGAUAAUUAGGUGCAAUUAAAUGGCAAUCUCAUUUGUUUUGUUCAGGUGUGUGUUGCUUAUUAUUAUUUUUUUAUAUUUUCUGCAGAGGUGUUGGUGCCAUUGUAGGUCAGUCUAAUUAGAAGAGAGAGUGCAGGUUGUGUGUGUGUGUGCGUGUGUGUUUGUUCGUGUGUGUGUGUGUGUGUGUGUGUGUGUGAAGUGUGUGUGAAGUGUGUGUGAAGUGUGUGUGAAGUGUGUUGGGGGUGAUCAGGUGAUUGAGGGGUACAAAGACCAACGUAGGACCGUUCAGUUUGAAAGGAAAUAAAGCCGACUAAUGUCAUGUGUAGAAGCUAAAUUAGUUCUAUUGAUAUUAAGGGAAAUUAAAUCUUAAAAAGUUAAAUAUGAGGGUUUCACAGAUGGCCGAGUGGGUCAGCCCGGAACCGUGGUCCCUGCAGCGGUCGUGGGUUCGACCAUGUGCUACAUGUCCUUCCCCUUCCUUCUCUAUCUCCCCACAUUUCACCCUGUACUAUCAAUAAAAAACACAAAAUCACCAAAAAUAAUACAUGAAAAUAAAAAAAGUUAAAUGUGAAUGCCUGUCUGAAUCUUCAUCAUGUCCCAUUUCAAGCCGAGUGCCUCACAAGUCUCAGUUUGUUCGUCUGCGUGUUCACUUGUAUCCAUUUUUGUUCCAACCACAGCGAGUCUCUGUGUUUCAUCUUGUUAUGUCUCAUUGAAUCCUCUUAAAAAAUCUCCAAAUUCUACCUGUGACGUCCUCUCCGGCCCGCACCUGACCUUUUAUCUCUGAUAUGUGUGUGUUAUUUGUGUGUUCACCAGGGGAGAGGCCAUUCUGCUGCCAGCUCUGCCCAUACCGAGCCUCUCAGAAAGGGAACCUAAAGACGCACGUCCAGAGCGUCCACCAUAUGCCUUUUGACAACAGCCAGUACCCAGACUCGAGGAGCUUGCUACUGAGCCAGGAGGAGCAAAGAGAGCUGGAUGCCAAACAUCCACCAAACAUCAAAUAG